Molecule: messenger RNA, 942 nt
Organism: Yamadazyma tenuis ATCC 10573
Lineage: Eukaryota; Fungi; Ascomycota; Pichiomycetes; Serinales; Debaryomycetaceae
Gene: RVS161
Product: amphiphysin-like protein
Biological process (GO): actin cortical patch localization; endocytosis; plasma membrane tubulation
Cellular component (GO): Rvs161p-Rvs167p complex; actin cortical patch; mating projection tip
Molecular function (GO): lipid binding; protein binding
Source: RefSeq, a predicted model, not a curated record
UAACCUAUCAACACACAAGCUCCGGUGGGACCCGAUUCCAAUUGUGAAAGUAAUUUAACAUUUAGCACCAACCAUGUCGUGGUCAGGGUUUAAGAAAGCCGUGAAUAGGGCCGGUAUGUCAGUGACUGUCAAGAGUGUGGAUAAAACCAUUGAUAAAGAUUUUGAUGUAGAAGAAAGAAGGUACAAGACUUUGAAGACUGCUGGUCAAAAUUUACAAAAAGCAAGUAAGGGAUACUUGGAUUCAUUGAGAGCCGUCACUGCAGCACAAGUUAAUAUUGCUGAAAUUGUCAACAACUUGUAUGAAGAAAGCAAACAAGGAGCCUCUAGCCAGUACGCUAGUGUGGGAACAUAUUACCUUCAAUGUGUCAGGGAAUUUGAUGAAGAGACAGUUAAACAAGUUGAUGGUCCAUUCAGAGAGACUAUCUUGGAUCCCAUAACCAAAUUUGCCAAUUACUUCAAUGAGAUUGACGAAGCUAUCAAGAAGAGAUCUCAUAAAAAAGUUGACUAUGAUCAGUGCAAAUCCAAGGUUAGAAGAUUAAUUGACAAACCCGCUAAGGAUGCUGCUAAACUCCCAAGAGCUGAAAAGGAAUUAGCCAUGGCUAAAGAUAUUUUUGAUGAUUUAAAUGAACAGUUAAAACAAGAAUUACCUCAACUUAUAAGUCUUAGAGUUCCUUUUUAUGAUCCUUCAUUUGAGAGUUUGGUCAAAAUCCAGUUGAAAUUUUGUACCGAAGGAUAUUCUAGAAUUGCACAAAUCCAGCAGUACUUAGACGAACAGUCACGUGAUGAGUAUUCUAACGGUUUGUUGGAUGGCAAAAUUGAUGAUUUAUUAAAUCAAAUGAACAGCUUGAAUAUAACUUCUUUAGGGCAAAAGUAAUCUAGUUCAUUUUAUAAUUUUGUAGUGUAUGGCAAAUAGAUAAUCAAAAAUGUAUGUUUUUCCCGCUG